Molecule: messenger RNA, 869 nt
Organism: Mangifera indica (mango)
Lineage: Eukaryota; Viridiplantae; Streptophyta; Magnoliopsida; Sapindales; Anacardiaceae
Product: embryogenesis-like protein
Exons: 2
Coding region: 77-586 (169 amino acids)
Source: RefSeq, a predicted model, not a curated record
AUGACUGUCCUCAGUAGGGUUUAACAUUAAUUACUGUUCUUCUUCUGGGAAUCAAAAGACUCAAAACCUCUCAAAAAUGUUCAAACGCUCACAAAUUUUACUCUUUAAAUCCAUCUUCAAGAACCCUUUUAGGUCUUCUCCAAGACCCGUUUCUCCAUUUCUCCUCAAUUCACUCUCUCAGAUCCCAACUCAGCCCCAACUCGGCGCCGACCCAGUCCCAUUCUCGAAGCGUCAAUUUUGCACAAUCCCAUAUUCGUUAACCUUGCAGAAAUCCCAUCUUGCUAGACCCUACAGCACUGAGUCGGGAGCUGAGUCAGGGGCCGAGUUGGAUUACAACAAAGAAGUGGACAUGAUAAACCUGAAAUUUGCAGAGGCGAGAGAGGAGAUAGAAAUGGCAAUAGAGUCAAAAGAGACGGUGUACUUCAAUGAGGAAGCUGAGUGUGCUCGAAUUGCUGUGAAGGAAGUUUUGGAUAGGUUUGAGGGGCUCUUGGGGAAGUUAAAAGAUAGUGAAAAGGAAGCUUUGCAGAGUUCUAUGGGGCUCAAGAUUGAGCAGUUGAAAGCUGAGCUUAAACAGUUGGAUGACUGAUUGACUCAUGAGAAAAAUUAAAACAGAGUGUGGACCAAGAACAAGUGAAGUGAAGGAUUCUGAGAAGUGGGGAAAGCCAAAUCUAUUGUCUGGCUUUGACAUGUGGGGAAUGGGAGUGGGCAUGGCCCUGCUUCUUCUUGUCUCCUUUUUCCCUGCUUCUUUGGUCCUACUUCCGCCAUUUUUAUUAUCAGUUGCUUUCUCAAGCUUUUCCCCUUUACAAUAUUUUCUCCAUUUUAGUUCACAGCAACUCUGCAACUCAUAGUGCUAGCACAUUUUUUUCACA